AUGGGGCCCACACCACGUCACUGUGGGGCCCACACCAUUUCAUCAUGUGACCCACACCACGUCACCGUGGGGCCCACACCACGUCACCGUGGGGCCCACACCAUUUCAUCAUGUGACCCACACCACGUCACCGUGGGGCCCACACCACGUCAUCAUGUGACCCACACCACGUCACCGUGGGGCCCACACCACGUCACCGUGCGGCCCACACCACGUCAUCAUGUGACCCACACCACGUCACCGUGGGGCCCACACCACGUCACCGUGGGGCCCACACCACGUCAUCAUGUGACCCACACCACGUCACCAUGGGGCCCACACCACGUCACUGUGGGGCCCACACCACGUCAUCAUGUGACCCACACCACGUCACCGUGGGGCCCACACCAUUUCAUCAUGUGA
Procambarus clarkii (red swamp crayfish) is the source of this 402-nucleotide messenger RNA. The record is from RefSeq and is a predicted model, not a curated record. NCBI's taxonomy places the organism in Eukaryota, Metazoa, Arthropoda, Malacostraca, Decapoda, Cambaridae.